AUGUCCAAGCAGAGCAUUGUCGUAGUCGGUGGUGGAGGCGCCGGUGCCGAUAUCGCCAGGCGACUCUCCGCCAAGCUAGACAUCACCAAGCACAGUCUCACCCUCGUCACCUCGCGUCCUUUCUCGGUAUUCCUUCCAGCUCAGUUGCGCACCGUCGUAUCCGACCGUGGCAACCUCGAGAAAACGAGCUUCAUUCCUUACGACAAGCUAUUCAUCAACAACAAUGGCACCGUGAAGGUCGGAAAGGUCUCCGCGGUUGAGCCCAACACUGGUGCAAAGGGCGGUUCCAUCGUCUUGGAGAACGGAGAGAAGAUACAUUACGAUAUUCUGGUACUCGCUCCCGGAUCCGUCUGGGAAGGGCCUCUUGCGUAUCCAGACGACCCGGAGCAGAUCAAGGAGCAUCUCGCUUUUUGGCGUUCGAAGUUCGCGGAAUCUAACCACGUUGUGCUCGCUGGAGGAGGUGCGGUCGGGGUGGAACUGGCGGGAGAGAUCAAGGACGUGUGGCCGAAAAAGAAGGUCACUAUAGUUCAAGGCUCCGAAGAGUUGCUCAACCCGACGUAUCCCAGAAAGUACCGUGCCUUUAUAGAGAAGCAAAUUCGCGCGCGCAAUAUAGAUAUUGUAUUCGGCGAUUUCAUCGACGAAAUACCCGCUGUCGGAUCGACGACUAUAACCACCCGCAAUGGCAAGACGUUCGAAGAUGUCCUGGUGGUACCCACUCGCGGUGGUCGCCCCAAUACCGCGUUCCUUGCCUCGUCUUUGGGCAAUCAGGUCCUGAACGAACAGGGCCAAGUCAAAGUUCGGCCAUCGUUGCAACUCUCAGCCUACGACGACGUCUUCGCUGCUGGCGACAUCAUAGACUGGAAAGAACAGAAACAACUCGCGAAAUAUCCGGUGCAUGCGGGCGUUGUUGCUGCCAACAUCCUCUCGAUCCUAUCAGGCCAAUCGCCCACGAAGGUUUAUAAGGGCACUUUCGAAUUGAUCGUACUCACCAACGGCGCGAACGGUGGCGCCGGGUACUUUGACGUUCUCUGGGGUAUCGUUCUUGGCAAUUGGUUUGCAAAGUUGGUAAAAUCCAAGGGGCUCAUGAUCGACAUGAAGAGGAAGGAGCUAGGUUUGUAG
Messenger RNA from Punctularia strigosozonata HHB-11173 SS5, 1119 nucleotides. RefSeq names its product FAD/NAD(P)-binding domain-containing protein. The transcript has 5 exons. Gene Ontology annotation, molecular function: electron-transferring-flavoprotein dehydrogenase activity; flavin adenine dinucleotide binding. Gene Ontology annotation, cellular component: cytoplasm. The coding region runs from base 1 to 1119 and encodes 372 amino acids. NCBI's taxonomy places the organism in Eukaryota, Fungi, Basidiomycota, Agaricomycetes, Corticiales, Punctulariaceae. The record is from RefSeq and is a predicted model, not a curated record.